AUUAAAACAACACAACCCCUCAAGUCCUGAAGUCCUGAACCACCCCUCAAGCUGCCUAACCGCUCGAUAAGUUUCUGGCUCCGUCACAAAACCAUUUUUUUUCGUCGUCUUUUUUCCUUCAGGUCUCGGAGUAGAACUGGUAUAGAUCUUGAUCUUUUGACAGAGAGUUUGAGAUAUAAUAAUAUUGUGUUGCGGGAAGAAUGGCCAAGCAUCACCCUGACCUGAUCAUGUGCCGGAAGCAGCCAGGAAUAGCCAUUGGACGACUCUGCGAGAAAUGUGACGGGAAAUGUGUCAUUUGUGAUUCAUACGUGCGGCCUUGCACGCUGGUCCGCGUUUGUGAUGAAUGCAACUAUGGCUCUUUCCAGGGUCGCUGCGUCAUCUGUGGAGGGGUUGGCAUUUCUGAUGCUUAUUACUGCAAAGAGUGUACUCAGCAAGAGAAGGACCGUGACGGUUGCCCCAAAAUAGUCAAUCUUGGAAGUGCCAAAACUGAUCUUUUCUAUGAGCGUAAAAAAUAUGGGUUCAAGAAAAGAUGAUUUGUGUGUUCCUUUGCAUUGCCUAAACAGAGGGGUGGUAUCAAUGUUGCAAUUUAAUCAAAGACUUUGUCAUUCUGUUGUCUUUACCUUUUGUGCUGUUUGCUUUGUCCUACUCUUUGAGGGUGAGAGUAAGCAAUAGGUGUGCUUAGGCGACCCUAGCUUUCCUGUGUGUUUUUUCAACUUUCUUUUGCAAUGCUUUAGUAGGACUUUUUAACUCUGGUAUUUGAGCUUCUCAAAUAGGCGGAUUAGCGCUAAGAAGCAUUAGUGCCACUCCAUACACCAUUUUCUCAUUCAUAGAGGGUUGAAUGCCUUCAUGUGAGGAUCCAACUUUCUCUUGAGCCACCUCAUUCUCUGCAUAAGUAUUGUUGGGCUACUUGAUUGACAUGGACCAGGACCAAAGAGGGUAUUAUCUUUUUUUCUUUUUCGUAUCUCAAGUAGGUUAGUUUAAAAAUAGAUACUCUGUAUUUUACAAAAUAAAACUCUGUAUUUUACUAACUGUUAUCUAAUGUUCAUUCCUUCCCCUUAUUC
Molecule: messenger RNA, 1061 nt
Organism: Cuscuta epithymum
Lineage: Eukaryota; Viridiplantae; Streptophyta; Magnoliopsida; Solanales; Convolvulaceae
Source: the annotation of a GenBank genome assembly